Messenger RNA from Protopolystoma xenopodis, 468 nucleotides. NCBI's taxonomy places the organism in Eukaryota, Metazoa, Platyhelminthes, Monogenea, Polystomatidea, Polystomatidae. The record is from the annotation of a GenBank genome assembly.
AUGUAUUUCCGAUGUUUUACGCUUCGCGUUCGUCCGGAACCACCUAUCCCUGCCGGUGCCACGAACGGGAUUCGGUUGUUACUCUAUCGUGGAAACAACAGCAGCCCACCAGAGUUGUUGGUACGUGAGGAAGACCCGGAACUUUUACAAUCAAUCUACGAGCCUUAUGAUAAGGCAGUAAACAGAGAAGAGGCGCUGAAGGGUCAAUUUGCUCAGGAUGGUUUCUACAUGGUGCUACAUGAACCAGGAACAUUUCCUAACUUCCCCCCUCAGACAUUGCCAAACGGAAUAUCAUUAAACUUCGGAGAGACAAUGCGCAUUGCGCUUGAGAUGACCGAUCACACAGCAGUACAUUUUAAGCAACGACCAUGCAUUAAUGAUGAAACUGAGCUAACUAUAAAGCUUGUUAAGUUUGAUUCUGGAGCAGAAAGCAAUGCAGCUAUUUCUGGUAAGGGUAUUAAGCCUUAG